This is a messenger RNA of Paramecium octaurelia, 2538 nucleotides long. NCBI's taxonomy places the organism in Eukaryota, Ciliophora, Oligohymenophorea, Peniculida, Parameciidae. The record is from the annotation of a GenBank genome assembly.
AUGGAUUAAGAAGUUCAAGUUAAUUAUUUUAAGCUUCCCUAAAAGGAAGAUGGUGAGAAAGGAAUGCUGAUUUCCAUCCUCGAUUGUUCAGGAUCAAUGUCAAGCUGUAAUAGUUACUCCAUUAUAUUUUAGAUUGGAAAUAUGUUUCCAUUUAUCAAAAUGAGUUAAUGAAAAAGACAACCAUGUCAAUAGUCAUUACUUUUGACACAUCAGUCAAAGUGUUGUAACCAAAUGAAGGAAUCACUCCAAACAUAAAUUAAUAUGGUGGAGGAGGUACCGACAUAACAUGCGCAUUUAUUGCCUUAAAUAAAGAAAUUGAAAGAAGAAAGAUAACAAGUGAUUUAACAGUAGUGUUUGUAUCAGAUGGGCAGGGAAGCUACGAUGAGAAUUAAAUAAAGUAAGGGAUGCCCAAGGUUGACAAUCUCAACUUCAUCUGCGUGGGAGUAGGAAAUGGAUUCCCAACUCAUAUUUCAAUGAGUCUUCGAGCACUCUAUCACACAGGCAACUUGUCAAUACCUCCAGUGUUCAUAGUCGCAGUCCAAGAGUAAUAAGCAGUGAAAUCAAGAGAGGAAUACUUGGAUUCAAUAUUCAGAGAUGAAUUUGAAUCCGUCGGUGCUAUAUUAAAGCCAAGGAAGUAAUGCCAGACUACUCCUUGCUUAUGCUUCCCUUGGAGUCAGGAGAAAGCCACAAUGGUUUGGUCUGGCAGUUGGGUUGGAAGCCAUGACCAUGAAAUUGUUUUCGAUGGAGUUGUAAUCUAGGCUUCGAAUCCAUCUGAGUUGAUGAUUUUAGAGUUGGCAUCAUAUUGGCUAUAGAAUAUUCAAUUACUUUCAUUGAAAUCAAAGGUGAAAUAGGAAGCACAAGUGGCUCUUGCAGAAUUAGAGAGAUUAUCAAAUUUAAUUCCAAAACUUUAAGGUUAAAAGAAAUAAAAGACCUUUGCUUAGAGAGUGCAAGAAUCAUAAAGUAAGGAUACAGGACUCUCAGAUCUUGUCGCAGAAUUGAAGUUGUUCACAUAAGACUUCACAUUAAAUCAAUUAAGUGAUAAGGAUGCAGCUGACAGAUUGAAGAUUGGAACUAAAGUCGGUAAAUUUCACAAUAAGGCUCUUAAAUUUGCUGGCUUAUCACUGGAGGAUUUUACAAAGGCCAAAUAAUAGUUCAUUGAGUGUCUUAAGUAACAUAAGUUUGAUGGCAAUGAUGGAGAUAGAUCUAUUAUGACAUUAUAAAGUUAGAAGGAGAUAUUACAGGAAGAAGAUCUAAUCUACGGAUUGGAAAACUGCGCAUCUCAAUAUUAAUUGGUGACUGCAUUCCCAAUAAUUGGUUAUGGAUUGUAAGUCAAAAGAUCCAAUGCAAGUAUGAUUGAUCCAUACAGAAUUGAAAUUGUCUCUGUAGUUAGGAUCCAUAAGUUUUUAGAUUCAGUUUCCUUAAUCGAGAACCCUCAGCAUGAAUUGAAGUUCUAAAUUGGAAAUGGAGAGGAGGAGAUUGUAAACUGUAUUCUUCCCUUGUACACAAAGAAGAACGAGGAUCUUAAGCCAUUCUUCAGAUCCUUACUAUUCCACACAAUAAUGACAUUCGUAGUGUGUGAGAAUGCAGAUGUGUGUUUUGAUUAUUCCUAUGCAGCCUUAUUAGCUAAUACUCUAUUGUUUUUGAUUAGGCAGCCAAAGUCUGAAUGGACUAAGGAGAUGAUCAGUUUGAUCAAUGAAUCCUAUUCUUUGGCUUAUGGGUAAAAGUAUAAGAACUACACAGAAAAGUUAAUUAAGAACCCAAUCCAAACCUUGGUUGAUGUCAAUAAGGAUUUCGAUACUCAAUGCUAAGAUACAAUCAAGGCUAUUCUUAUUCUAUCUGCCGAGAAGGAUUAAUUAUAGUAGGAGUAAGUCAGAACUGUCCUUGAUAGAUUUGUGGUUGAAACAAUAGGGAGAAUCUUGAAAGACAUGGUUCCUAAGGAUCACAUCAACAUCUUCUUCAAUUAAGAGAAUGAAGCUUAAGUAAAUGGAACUUUGUGUGAGAGAAUAAUUAAUGGAUUUGAUAAUGAAAAAUUGAAGGAAUUUAAAACUAUGUCUGCAAUUACUUCUUAAAUAUUCAAGGAGGUUGAAUAGAUCAAGGUUGAGGAGUUCAAAUUGUAAAUGACAUUCAAAAAGGAUCAGGUAAUUAAAUUGUUAUCCCACUCUAAAUACAAAUAUGAAGACUUGUAAGGCAUUUACGAGUACUUUAUGCUUGAGGAAAUCCCCUAAAAUUUAUUUAUCGAAGCUGUAUUUCAUGCAAGAUACCAAAGAUCAAUUGAGAGAGCCACCCAUGAUUUCAUUGCAGAUAUUGAUUAACUUAAUAAGGAGAUUCAAGACGUCAAGCAAAAGUUCAUCAAAUAGGAUGUGUUGGAAAAGUGUAAAGUGGAAAUCAGAGAUCAUGUUCAAAAGAUGGGAAUCAAAAACUUGUUUGUUUAAAGAAUGCCUGGGUUUGGAAUAAGUAGAAGAAGAAGAAGAAGACCUAAUGUAAAUAAGGCGUAGCAGAAAUGAUGAAUUACAAUUAAUAUUAAUUUAUUGAUAAAAU